AAAAUAUUUGAAUAAGCAUUAUAAAUAAACCCAAAGAGGUGUUAGAUUUAUAUACUUAAUUGUAGCUACUAAAUAGAGAAUCAGAGAGAAUAGUUUUAUAUCUUGCACGAAACUGCAUGCUUUUUGAGACAUGGCAAUCUUCCGAAGUACACUAGUUUUACUGCUGAUCCUCUUCUGCCUCACCACUUUUGAGCUUCAUGUUCAUGCUGCUGAAGAUUCACAAGUCGGUGAAGGCGUAGUGAAAAUUGAUUGCGGUGGGAGAUGCAAAGGUAGAUGCAGCAAAUCGUCGAGGCCAAAUCUGUGUUUGAGAGCAUGCAACAGCUGUUGUUACCGCUGCAACUGUGUGCCACCAGGCACCGCCGGGAACCACCACCUUUGUCCUUGCUACGCCUCCAUUACCACUCGUGGUGGCCGUCUCAAGUGCCCUUAAACAUAUACACAUACAGAUGUGUGUAUAUGUCUUCCGCGAGCACACACGUACGUUUAUGUUUUAAGGACAAUAGUAUGUAUGAGCAGCUAUAAACAAACCAGAAGUUAAUGGUUCAUGUUGAACUAGUAUAAGUUGUAUGAACUGUGCUUCUUUUGAACAACCACUUUUGCUGUAAGUUUAGCAACCCUAUUUAAUAAAUUAGAGAUUACA
Arabidopsis thaliana (thale cress) is the source of this 640-nucleotide messenger RNA. It is a transcript of the gene GASA3, whose product is annotated as GAST1 protein homolog 3. NCBI's taxonomy places the organism in Eukaryota, Viridiplantae, Streptophyta, Magnoliopsida, Brassicales, Brassicaceae. The record is from RefSeq and is marked reviewed. The transcript has 3 exons. The coding region runs from base 131 to 430 and encodes 99 amino acids. Gene Ontology annotation, cellular component: extracellular region.